UGAAACUUUUUAUUGUCUUGUUUAGGGGACAGGCUUAUUUAUGUUUAAAAAAAAUAUUUCGUGGAUCAAAAGGCUACGAAGAGGCUUAUCAGUUUUUCAAUUACAUUAUUAUAGGUGAAUGUAACGGUAUUUUGGAAUGGUACUGAUAGAUUUAGGUCAUUAGAAAUAGGAGGCAAAUUUUAUUAUGAAUUGAAGAGAGCAGACAUGGCGGCUACUAGAAAAUUACAAGGGGAAAUAGAUCGCUGCCUAAAAAAAGUUACAGAAGGGGUGGAUACAUUUGAAGACAUCUGGCAAAAAGUUCAUAAUGCUACCAAUAGUAACCAAAAAGAGAAAUAUGAGGCUGAUCUCAAAAAGGAAAUUAAGAAAUUACAAAGGCUAAGGGAUCAAAUUAAGAGUUGGAUAGCAUCAGCUGAAAUUAAAGAUAAAAGUAUUUUAAUGGACAACAGAAAACUUAUAGAAACGCAAAUGGAGAGGUUUAAAGUUGUAGAACGUGAAACCAAAACGAAAGCGUACUCAAAAGAAGGUUUAGGUGCUGCUCAGAAAUUAGAUCCUGCCCAAAAAGAAAGAGAUGAUAUACAAUAUUGGUUAACGUCAUCAAUAGCAAAACUUAAUAUUGGUUCUGAUAGCUUAGAAUCUGAAAUAGAACAGCUAUUAUCAAAUAAAAAGAAAAAACUCGACAAAGACAAACAAGAUAGAAUAGAAGAUCUGAAAUCUAGGUUGGAUAAACAUAAAUUUCACAUACGGAAAUUAGAAACGCUAUUAAGGAUGUUAGAUAAUAUGUCCGUGGAAGUUCAACAGAUUAAAAAUAUUAGAGAUAAUGUCGAAUACUAUAUAGACUUUAACACGGAGCCAGAUUUCGAAGACAAUGAAUUUAUCUAUGAUGACAUUAUUGGUAUGGAUGAAGUUGAAUUAUCCGGCGUAGCGUUACCUUCUUCUGCGACGACGGAUAGUAAUGAAACUGGUGGUACACCUACCUCAAUUAUAUCAGGUUCGUCGCCCCCGCCCUCAUCAUCACCUCCACUCCAACCGCCCACGUCUUCAGUGCCGUUAACGAUGACGUCACUGGCGACGGCGGCUGCCGCUGCGGCGGCCAGUAACGCCCUGCAUAAUUACAACAACCAUUCCGGAGAAAACUCGAAUGACGACAGUAAAAAGGUUGUAGGCAAAGAACAGAAGGUGUGUUAUUUACCAUCUUUGCAGCCUAUCAAACCAAUGCCAGUUCGAGCAGUAACCAAUAGCCAGUCCACCACGAACACCCCCCUCAAUUCCCUACUAAAUUACAGUUCGGUAGGUGGAAUAGGGACGGUGACGUCGUCGUUACCGCCCGCACCCGCUACCAAUCCUAUAGGAGUGACGUUAGCGCCUUCGGUGGGCAAAACGACGGUAUCCUUGGCGAACAGUAUCGGCGGAAUUGUAACGCCCGUAGCUGUUGGCAACAAAAUCCAACCAGGACGAGAAGCUUCGCCCGUUUCGCUUGUACAGUCCCUAACGACGUCAUCGAUGGGCGGUAACUUCGCUGCGGUGGCGGCAGCUAGUGCGGCGAAGACGACGACAGCAAGCGGAGAGAGCAAUCCAGCAUCUGUGAUAACCAUUGUUAGUCAAGUUCAAACUCAAAACACAUCCAAUGCCAUUAAUACAACGGUCCAUACAAAUCCCAUUGCGUCAUUAAUAAGCGAAGGAAUGACAUCGCUUAAGUCCAUGGCUCAACAAGUGAUAGACCAAGCUGGCCUACAAAAUAACCAAGUCAUUCUAGAACCAAACAAGUUACAAAACCAAGGCAAGUCUGACGCCCACAUACCGCCCUUACUGGGAGUGGCGCCACUAGGCGCUAUACCUCUCCAAAAAGAACACCAGACCCAGUUCCAACUUAUGGAAGCGGCGUACUACCACAUGCCUCACCCUUCAGAUUCGGAGAGGAUAAGAACGUACCUGCCAAGGAGCCCUUGCACAACACCUUCGUACUAUAUCCAAACGCCCCUCGCCCACUCUGAGAGUUUAGAUUUCUUCCAGAGGUUAGCGACGGAGACCCUCUUUUUUGUAUUCUACUACAUGGAAGGUACUAAAGCCCAAUACCUCGCAGCGAAAGCGCUCAAAAAACAAAGCUGGCGAUUCCACACGAAGUACAUGAUGUGGUUUCAGAGGCACGAAGAACCCAAAAUUAUUAAUGAAGAAUAUGAACAGGGGACUUAUAUUUACUUCGAUUAUGAGAAGUGGGGACAAAGGAAAAAAGAAGGAUUUACUUUUGAAUAUAAAUACUUAGAAGAUAGAGAUCUUAAUUAAAAUAUUUAUAUU
Diabrotica balteata is the source of this 2292-nucleotide messenger RNA. The record is from the annotation of a GenBank genome assembly. NCBI's taxonomy places the organism in Eukaryota, Metazoa, Arthropoda, Insecta, Coleoptera, Chrysomelidae.